Messenger RNA from Pelobates fuscus (common spadefoot toad), 932 nucleotides. RefSeq names its product tubulin polymerization promoting protein family member 3 (gene TPPP3). The transcript has 4 exons. Gene Ontology annotation, biological process: microtubule polymerization; positive regulation of protein polymerization; microtubule bundle formation. The record is from RefSeq and is a predicted model, not a curated record. Gene Ontology annotation, cellular component: microtubule. The coding region runs from base 233 to 763 and encodes 176 amino acids. Gene Ontology annotation, molecular function: tubulin binding. Lineage: Eukaryota; Metazoa; Chordata; Amphibia; Anura; Pelobatidae.
AUCUUGUCUGCUGCAGCAAAGAAGGCAGGAGGGUACAUCUCUUACGCCUCUAAGUGACCUUGGUCAUUUGUAUUUAUAUUACACUCCCUUGAUGUUUUACAGGAUGUCUCCAUGGAUACAGGAAUAAACAGAAGAUAAUAGUCCCACAGCCUUUAAAGCAGCAUUUCAUUCUACAGGCCAGGAGGACAGAGUAGGCGUCUACAGCUGAACCCAGGGAAUCAAGAGGUCAACCAUGGCUGAAAAUUCAGAUGUUGCCUCCCUUGAAGACAGCUUUCGGAAAUUUGCCAUCUAUGGUGAUACCAAAGCCACAGGUCAAGAGAUGACAGGAAAAAAUUGGGCGAAACUAUGUAAAGAAUGCAAAGUUAUCGAUGGAAAGACCAUUACUACUACGGACGUCGACAUUGUGUUCUCUAAAGUAAAAGGAAAGACAGCCAGGGUGAUAACCUAUGAGGAAUUUCAGAAAGCACUAGAGGAACUGUCAGCAAAGAAAUAUAAAGGGAAAAGUAAAGAAGAAGCUUUUGAGGCUAUCAGCAAACUGGUGGCUGGAAACGAGCCUGCUAGCACUGGGAUCACGAAAGCUGCAGCUGUGGGAGCAGUGGACCGACUCACAGACACCUCAAAAUACACCGGUUCCCACAAGGAGCGUUUCGAUGAGACAGGAAAGGGAAGAGGAAAAAGUGGUCGUGAGACCAUCGUGGAAAAUACCGGAUAUGUUGGCGCAUAUAAACAUGCUGGCACGUACGAUGCCAAGGUGAAAAAAUAAGGUGCACCAGCAGGUGUGCUACAACCAUUGCUCCUGCAUAGUUACCAUUAACCUUUUAAGUACCAAGCCUGUUAAGGGAUAAAAGGCGCUACAUUUAAAAAAUAUAACCCAGUGCAGCUAAAAAAAAAACUCAGUAUAUUGUCACUUCAUUCACUAAAUAAACAGCAAA